This is a messenger RNA of Cetraspora pellucida, 1086 nucleotides long. The record is from the annotation of a GenBank genome assembly. Lineage: Eukaryota; Fungi; Glomeromycota; Glomeromycetes; Diversisporales; Gigasporaceae.
AUGGACCCAGUAACUGGACUUCCAAGGUCUCGUCGUUCGACUUCAGCAGGAGACGAUGUGCAUCGUGAAGGCCUUACCACUGAAACUCACGACUGGACAUUGGUUAAAGCCAUUGACCUCGUAAGUGAUCAAAAGGGUAAUAUAUGCGGUAUUUCUUUAAGUGACGGAGAGGUACCAAUUGAAGAAGCUUGUGAAAUUCUUACGCGAAACAAUAUAUCUUCUGCACCAGUCUACGAUGCUUCAACGAAUAGCUAUUCGGGCAUGUUCGAUUGGGCUGAUGUUAUGACAUAUCUAUUAAUUGUUCUUAAGAAAAAAGAUGCUAUAAAACAACAAGAGAAAAGUGAUGCUGAAUUAUCAGCUGAAUUUAAUGAUUUAGUGAAAUUGGCGAACCUUUCCAAGAAAAAUCCUUUUUAUAGUGUACUUCCAGAGACAUCGUUGCUACAAGUUGUUGAAUUAUUUGGAAGUGGAACUCAUAGAGUUUCUGUUGUAGACGCGGAUGGAAUUAUCAAAGGAAUUUUAACUCAAUCAAGAGUUGUUAAUUACUUUUAUGAAAAUGUGAUCAAAUUUCCACCAAUUGAGCAACUUUUCCCAAAACCGCUCAAUGAGCUUGAUAUAGGCACGGGUUUCGUAGUUUCUGCAAUAAAUGAUUCAUUUGUGCUUGACGCGUUGACAAUGAUGAAUAAAAAUGGUCUCAGUUCUAUUGCCAUUGUGGAUUCUGAAGGCUCGUUAAUUGGCAACAUAAGCAUGACAGAUAUCAAGUAUGUUUUACGAAGCUAUAGUCACUUUUUAAUGUGGAAGACGUGUCAACAGUUUGUUAAUCAUGUGAGAAGCAAGCAGGGACUUGAUGAUGGACAGGACAGAUAUCCUGUAUUUGAUGUACGUCCAACAUCAACUUUAGGCUAUACCAUCGCCAAAUUAUCUGCAACAAGAGCGCAUCGUCUCUGGGUGGUAGACGAACGGAUGCGUGCUGUUGGUGUGGUGAGCUUGACGGAUAUACUUCUUGUAAUUGCACGUUCAGCUGGUGCAAACCCGAAGCCUAAAAGAAUUAGUUCUUUUUCAUCAGCAUCGACAGGCAAAAGUGAAUAA